AUGGCUCCACCUCUGUCAUUCUCUGUCAUGAAAUGCAAGCCUUCAGCAACAGAAAAUGGUCCUUAUGAUUAUACUCGAAGUGGAAAUCCUGCACGAGAUGUUCUUGAAAGCCUUUUGGCCAAGCUGGAUAAAGCAGAUCGUGCUUUUUGCUUCACUAGUGGAAUGGCUGCUCUGUCUGCUGUAGCCCAUCUUGUUGGGACUGGUGAAGAGAUUGUUGCUGGAGAUGACAUUUAUGGUGGUUCUGAUAGGUUGCUGUCAAAAGUAAUUCCAAAGACAGGGGUCGUGGUGAAACGAGUUUAUACAACUAGUUUAGAUGAAAUAACAUCUGCAAUUGGUCCCUGGACAAAGCUUGUCUGGCUGGAGAGUCCCACAAAUCCUCGACAAAUGGUUUCUAAUAUUCGUGAAAUAGUUAAAAUGGCUCAUGCUCAUGAUGCUCUUGUCUUGGUGGAUAACAGUAUAAUGUCUCCUGUAGUGUCACAACCUCUGGAACUAGGAGCUGACAUUGUUAUGCACUCAGCUACCAAGUUCAUUGCUGGGCACAGUGAUGUGAUGGCAGGUGUACUGGCUGUAAGAGGGGAAAGGUUAUGCAUGGACUUUCGUUACUGUGAACUGAUGGUUGGACAUCUCAAGAAGGAUUGCCCAAGGCUAAGGGAGCUUGAGCAAAAGUGGAUAGACAGCUCGACUCCAGCUCGAGUGUUUAUUCCGGAGCAGUCAGAGUCUGGGACUGAGACUAGCUCCUCAGGAGUGGCAGGUCAAGACAAGGUAUCAGGAAUCUGUAAGGUCAUAGCUGCCUUUAAGUAUUUUGCAAUGGAAAUAAGAAAGCAUCGUGAUGGGUUUCGCGGUGGGGCUACCCAGGAAAGUGGGUCAGCAUUAUUGAUUUGGGCUAUUGUGGACCAGUAUUCAGAUCUCUAUGUGAAAGAGAUAAUGUGCCUUCUUGAGAGUUAA
This is a messenger RNA of Humulus lupulus (European hop), 945 nucleotides long. RefSeq names its product cystathionine beta-lyase, chloroplastic-like. Gene Ontology annotation, molecular function: pyridoxal phosphate binding; carbon-sulfur lyase activity. Lineage: Eukaryota; Viridiplantae; Streptophyta; Magnoliopsida; Rosales; Cannabaceae. Gene Ontology annotation, cellular component: cytoplasm. The transcript is spliced from 10 exons. The record is from RefSeq and is a predicted model, not a curated record. Gene Ontology annotation, biological process: transsulfuration. Bases 1 to 945 code for a protein of 314 amino acids.